CACCGUCGCGUCUUGCUCUGCUGCAGUCAAAUGGCCAGGACGCCUAAAGCGGCCACGAAGCGGUCCGCCACGCGUCCAACUGUCUCCUUCAAGGACACUGACGAUAUUGAACUAUUCGAUGAAGAGGACCUUGGAGGAAGCGAAGACAGCGCUGAGAUGCUCAAUCGAUUCUUGGACGAGUACAAAAAGAAAGAAGCCAAGAAGGCCACUGCUCGCUCUGCCGCUUUCCAGAACCAGAAGAAAUCCCUCUACGAAGCUGCCCGAAAACUUGCACGAGAUAUAUCGCGCGAAGGAAUCGCGUCUUUAGAAGAAGGUCGUGCUAAAAUCCAGGCUCUGAAGGGCGAAGAAUUAGCUGCAGACAAGUUCAGCGAAGAUAUCAUACCUUUGUGGCAGAGCGUUGAGGACGCGUCGGAAGCCGUUCUUGCAUCGUACCCCCAAGGCAUUCAAGACCUUUUCCCCCGUCGCUCCAAGACAAUCAACACUGCAAGCGAAAUGCUGACCGAGAUUCCGACUGAACGCAAACAAAUGCUGCAAAACUCUCUUGAUGCUGCUAACGAACAAAUGUACCAGAGCCAACGCGACGAGAAGCUGGCGAGAGACGCUUCCGCGUUGAUCAAGCGUUACAAAGCACUUCUCCAACACGCCUAG
Messenger RNA from Mycena indigotica, 648 nucleotides. RefSeq lists its product as uncharacterized. The record is from RefSeq and is a predicted model, not a curated record. The transcript has 7 exons. The coding region runs from base 31 to 648 and encodes 205 amino acids. Lineage: Eukaryota; Fungi; Basidiomycota; Agaricomycetes; Agaricales; Mycenaceae.